UGCUUUUUUCGCAGAAGAGAGAGCGCGCGAGCGGGGGCAGAGGACGUCCGUUAUCCGUUAAGACCCGCAGCUCUAGGUUACUGUUUAUCGCUUUACAGGAUAUCAGUAGAAAUAAAAAAAAAAUAAAAAACUUACAAACUAACUAAAAAUAGAGAGUCAAAGGUGUGAGUGAGUGUGUGAGACACCUGACCUGAGCGUUAGCUGUAGUUGUGUAGCUAGCUAAGGCAGGCAAAGGGAGAGAGUAAGAGCGAGAGAGACAGAUAAAUAGAGAGACAGACAGACAGAGACAUGGCUACGACGACCUGCACUCGGUUUACAGAUGAAUAUCAGCUUUACGAAGAGCUCGGGAAGGGAGCGUUUUCAGUGGUGAGGCGAUGUGUGAAGCUGUGCACAGGCCAAGAGUACGCUGCCAAAAUCAUCAACACCAAAAAACUAUCGGCCAGAGAUCAUCAGAAGCUCGAACGAGAGGCGAGGAUCUGUCGACUGCUUAAGCAUCCAAAUAUUGUUCGGCUUCAUGACAGCAUAUCAGAGGAAGGAUUUCACUACCUGCUGUUUGAUCUGGUGACAGGGGGAGAGCUGUUUGAAGACAUUGUCGCCAGAGAGUACUAUAGUGAGGCUGACGCCAGUCACUGCAUCCAUCAGAUUCUAGACAGUGUCAAUCACAUUCACCAACAUGACAUAGUGCACAGGGACCUGAAGCCAGAGAACCUACUCCUGGCCAGCAAGUGUAAGAACGCUGCUGUGAAGCUGGCUGAUUUCGGUCUGGCGAUCGAGGUGCAGGGAGACCAGCAGGCGUGGUUUGGAUUUGCUGGAACACCAGGGUAUCUGUCCCCUGAGGUGUUGAGGAAGGAGGCGUAUGGAAAACCUGUGGACAUUUGGGCCUGUGGUGUGAUCCUCUACAUUCUGCUGGUUGGUUAUCCUCCAUUCUGGGAUGAGGACCAGCACAAACUCUACCAGCAGAUUAAAGCUGGGGCUUAUGAUUUUCCCUCUCCAGAGUGGGACACAGUCACCCCUGAAGCCAAAAAUCUCAUCAACCAGAUGUUGACCAUUAAUCCAGCCAAGAGAAUCACAGCACAGGAGGCUCUUAAACACCCAUGGGUCUGUCAACGCUCUACAGUGGCCUCCAUGAUGCACAGACAAGAGACAGUGGAGUGCCUGAAGAAGUUCAACGCCAGGAGGAAACUCAAGGGCGCUAUCCUUACUACCAUGCUGGUGUCCCGAAACUUCUCUGUGGGUAGCAGGCAGACCACGGCUCCGGCCUCGGUCACUGCCGCCGCCGCUGCUGUCGCUGCAGCAGCAGGCACCACAGCAGGGCUGGUGGAACAAGCCAAGAGUUUGUUGAAUAAGAAGGCUGAUGUCAAGAAGAGGAAGUCAAGCUCUACCGUUCAGUACAUGCCCCAGACCAACAGCACCAAAAACAGCAUAGUCACGAGCCCCAAAGGAAACCUUCCCUCUCCUGCACUGGAAGCUCAGACCACUGUUAUACAUAAUCCAGUGAAUGGGAUUAAGGAAUCGUCUGAUAGCAGCAAUGCCACAGUGGAGGAUGAAGACAUGAAAGGAAAGAGUGUUGAAAACAGCUCAGGUCAAACCCAGUCAAACCCCAGCUUCCUGGCAGAGCACACAGUUCAGGGUCCUGCCCCUCCUGUCUUCUCCACCACCAAGCUUUCGGACCUGCUGGGUGUGGUACGCAGGGGCUCAGGCCCUGCGACUGAUGGUGAGGGGAGUGCCAGUACCCCCUCCCCUACCCCCCAAACCCCCAACAUUCCCAUGCAGAUGUCGCGUCUGACCGACCUGGUGAGCAACGUGCGCAAGAGUUCAGUCCCCCCGGCCGAUGCUGAUUCGGCUACACACAGUCGACCACCACCACCACACCAUUCCCCGAACCCUGUUCCUGCUCCAAACCCUAUUCCUCCUCCGUCCCAAAUUUCCCAGUCCUCCCUUCCUCCUCCACAACCCUCCUCCAGCCCCCUGCCCGCACUACACCCACGCAAACAGGAGAUCAUUAAAAUCACCGAACAGCUUAUCGAGGCCAUUAACAAUGGAGACUUCGAAGCUUAUGCUAAAAUUUGUGAUCCUGGUUUGACCUCGUUUGAGCCGGAGGCUCUAGGGAACCUGGUGGAGGGGAUGGACUUCCACAGAUUCUACUUUGACAACUUAUUGUCUAAGAACAGCAAGCCCAUCCACACCACCAUCUUGAAUCCUCACGUGCACCUGAUCGGCGAAGACGCCGCCUGCAUAGCCUACAUCCGCUUGACGCAGUACGUGGAUGGACAGGGCCGGCCACGCAGCAGCCAAUCGGAGGAGACGAGGGUGUGGCAUCGCCGGGACUCCAAGUGGCAGAAUGUCCAUUUCCACUGCUCGGGAGCUCCUGCCGCUCCACUGCAGUGAAGGGACAGUCUGUUGUAGCCACAUGCGAGAGGAUCGUCCAGCCAGAGAGGGAGAGAGAAAGGAAGGGAGAGGGAGGAAGGAGAAGUCCAGUGUCAGUGCCUGACCCUUCAACACUGGGCUCCGGCCUUCACCUGUCAAUCACGUCUCUGUGCAAUGUCCACCCCGCCCCCCUCCCCUCUCCCUUGUUCCCCCUCCCACUGUGUCGCCACACCAUGCCGCGUGUGUGUGUAAAUGAGCCAAGCGGGGCGGUCUCCAACUCGCUGUAACGCGUCACGUUUUCUCUCUCACUGUCUCAGUGUGAAUGCCGAGCCUGCGUGUUCACUCAUUUUUAAUAUCCGAAUUCAUAUUAAUCAUUGAUAUUAUUACUGUUGUUUAUUAAUAUGAUUACUACACAGAAGCAAUGGUGUGUCAUUUGUACAGUUCAUAUUCUGGAUGCUAAUGGUUUCUGAGUUUUCCGGGGUUUUUUUGUUGUUUUUUUUUUUUUUUUUUUAUAGAUAGCAUGACACUCGGUGUAUCCACGGUGGUUGUUUCUAUAGUAACAAAAUCAGAGUUGAAGCACAGUGUUUGGUGUGGGAUGAUUCAAAGCUCGAUCGACCACACGUGUGUGUGUGUUUGUGGGUAUGUGUGUUAGGGUAGAGCUAAACAGAGUGAUGCACAGCAAUGUGUUUGGGGUCUUCCAGUCGUUCGUUGUUCCCUUUUUCCCUCAUCAGUGAGAAAAGAACAGACAUAAUGACGGUGUCUCUUCUGAAUCAGCUCGUCUACCUGUUGUGACUUCAGGCUGAACUUUUUCUUUUUUCUUUUUGAAAUCAGACGUCGGCACGAUCGUAAAGGAAACAAGAAAUAAUAUUGCUGUGCUUACAUAUCGUUGCGUACUUAAAACUGAUCCUCAGCAGCUCUGACGCUGACUGUAGUAUCAGUAUUUAAAAAAAAGAAAAAAAAAAGCCCAUCAAAUAUUUCUUCAUACUCAGCUAAGCCAGUUACUGAACUUUAUUAAAGAUAGUAUGCGUGGGAGUUUGUGUACGUACAUCAGUAGCAUGUCAGCGCAACUCGCAUUAUAAGCCAUAAUUCAGCUAAAGGUGCUACAUAUUACUCCGGCCUGCAUCUACAGUACAUAAUCCCCGUCUUGUCCUAACAGCACAAGCAGCACAUACACGGGCUCCUUGUAUUGGCUCAAAGCUGAUGCAUGGCUAAACAAUUAAUUUUAAGUAAGGGAGGAUGUAGCAAAACCUUUUAAGGCUGUGAGUGAAGAUCUGAAUUAUAAUUUGACAGAACUUGUGUUUUUUUUUUCCCGUUGUGUUUUAAUAUCAUUUCAAAUUUUCUAGUUCAUAAAGGUUGAAUGUUUUCCUGUUAUAUUUAAUAUAAGUAUAUAUUUUAAGGUUAGGGUUAAAUAAAGUUAAGGUUAAAAAAAUAUAUAGAUCUAUAUAUACAUUUUUUUUUAAGUUUUAAAGACUUUUCUUUAAAGGAGUGUGCUUGUACUCAAAAGCAAGUUGCUACGCCAGAAGUCGAGGGAUGGUCUGAGGAUAAGAUAGGCUGCGUAUGAGGUAUCGUUAAAGUGACAAACUUAUCAAAGAGAUAUAUAUGUCAGGGAAUAUAUAUAUAUUUUUUUGUAAUAUAAGGAGUUUGAAAGUUCAAUUAUUUUACAUGAAGUGUACUUAAGACAGAUGACGUACAGUAUUUCGCGUGCGGAAGAGCCGGGCUGUACCGGCGUUAGUCGAGCUAUCGAGCUGCAGACGAGUGUGAGGGACUCAAACAAAAGAGAAAGCCUAAUUAAUGAUCAGGCGAACGGGAGAAGCUUUUUGUCCUUGAAACGAGGCUGUUUCGGAGGCUUAUUCAUCAUUUGUGUCCUCAGGUUGUAUUUAUUUAUUUAUGUAUUUAUUUAUUUAAGUAUUUUAUCACAGGUUUUUUUUGUUUGUUUUUUUUGUCAUGCUUUUUAACUUCUGUUCUUUGUACAGCUUUUUUUUUCACUCACUGUUUUACAGCAUAGUGACUAUCAGUCUUCAGUGAAUAUUAUCUUUACAGCUUCGAUGGGCACAUUUUUUUUUCUUCUUUUUUCCCCCCUCCGAAGCCCCCUUUUUAUUUUUUACAGCAAAUCAUUUAGUCCUAUUCGUGAACUGGAGCGACCCCAUAGGGCAACCAGGCUGGGUAUCUGUUUUGGCUCUAGUGCUGUGCUUCGGGCCGGAUGUAUUUCAGAGCUGAUUCUUUGUGGAUCCCCUUUGUGUCCCACUCUGGAUGGCUCAUCUCGUCUUGUCUUGACACAAAGUGAUAUGAGACUAGUAGCUACAUAUGUUUAUAUGUGUGCUAUUAAAAUUUUUAAAAGUUUCACUCCUUUACACCAGUUCACUCCUUGAAUAAAAAAAAUCUUUAAAAAAAAAUAAACAAAACAGCAUGUAAAAUGUACUAAUGUUCUCUUCUUUGUGUGUUUACCAUUGAAAAUAAUCAUGUAAAAUAAGUGAUGCACAUUAUUAUUAUUAUUAUUAAUAUUAAUAAACAGGACACAGUAUUAAAGCAGCAGUUUACUAGCAUUUUAGCCGAACUUUCUUUGCAUGACAUGUCACCUAAACACAAAGUUUGGUGUUCCUUCUCUUUCAUUUUUAAUUAUUUUCAUUUUCUAUUGAAUGCUGGUUAACUAAACUUUUCUCUUAUCUAUUUUCCAAGCUUUGUAAGUGCAUAAAAUAAAAAAAUAAUAUUUUUGUCUGGAGAUGAAGAUUAUGUAAACAAAAGGUAUACUAACACUGAUGAGAUCAAGAGUAUAAAAUGGGUGAUAAUAUUUCAAGGCAUGCUUUUGUAUUUAAGCUCCUUGUUGUCAGUGCAGGGGGCCGACACGUCUGAAUGAACAGGAACUAACCCGAGGAUUGGAUUUGAAAUUCCGCACGAAUAAUUGCUUUACUCUAAUGGAUAGACACUGAAGUAAUUAUAGCGGUGGCGCUUAAAACACUUAGACCUGCAGAGUGAACUCCCAGUUGCUCUUAUUCAUCAGGGAAGUCAAGAUUUAGACGUACCUGCUUUUACAUUGCCGGUAAGAUUCCGUAAGAGGCGAAACAGCUGAGAAUUUGAACACGACGGAGUAAUAUUACCUGCACUGACAACGUGAACACUCGACUCGGUUGUUCCAGUACAGUAUCGUUUUACUCCGUUCUGAAUUCCCCUGCCGUUCUUCCGUUUCACCUAGUCGCUCUGAAGUUGAACUCUUCACGGUAGCCCGCUGUCCGUUUUGGGUUCCUGUAUAAGAUAUUAGUCUUUUAUUUCUCAGAUUAUUCUUACUCUUAUUGUUGCUCUGUUCUCAAACUUGCUAUGUGUUACCUGACUUAAGGAAAUGUGUUCAAGUGUUCUAAAUAAAAAUGAAGAUUUAAAUACUUAA
Clarias gariepinus (North African catfish) is the source of this 5746-nucleotide messenger RNA. It is a transcript of the gene camk2b1, whose product is annotated as calcium/calmodulin-dependent protein kinase (CaM kinase) II beta 1. Gene Ontology annotation, biological process: protein phosphorylation. The transcript has 25 exons. The record is from RefSeq and is a predicted model, not a curated record. Lineage: Eukaryota; Metazoa; Chordata; Actinopteri; Siluriformes; Clariidae. The coding region runs from base 289 to 2388 and encodes 699 amino acids. Gene Ontology annotation, cellular component: cytoplasm; neuron projection. Gene Ontology annotation, molecular function: calmodulin binding; calcium/calmodulin-dependent protein kinase activity; ATP binding.